Messenger RNA from Suillus discolor, 453 nucleotides. RefSeq lists its product as uncharacterized. The record is from RefSeq and is a predicted model, not a curated record. The coding region runs from base 1 to 453 and encodes 150 amino acids. The transcript is spliced from 4 exons. NCBI's taxonomy places the organism in Eukaryota, Fungi, Basidiomycota, Agaricomycetes, Boletales, Suillaceae.
AUGUCUAUGUCAGAACCUGGUGAUGGGGCACAUGCCCUCGCACUCCCAGACUCCUCAGGGGCGGUCCCUACCUCCACGGAAGCAAGGGCCAAGCGCCGCAUCGCCGCGUUGGAAGAAGAAUUACAAACAAUGAGGCAAGAAAGAGGAAUGAAGCAAAGAAAAACUACCUACUACGUCGCUCAAGGCAGGGGGGCUCGUCAUAUGAGCGUCCUUUAUACUAACCUAGAAGACUUGAUCACCGAGAACGAUCGCAGGUAUGAGGAAGCCAUAUUGGACAACUUGGAGGGCAGCACCCUAGAACAAAAUCGCCUGCAGCGAGGCUACCUCGCACUCGCACAAGCUUUGCCGUGGUUUCAUUCUAAGCUUUCAGAACUUGACGCUGAUGACUGUGAAGAUAUGUUGAAAAAGUUCACACCCUUUCGCGAUUUGUGUCAAGAUACACCCUUAAAAUAG